UACCUGUUCCGAUGGGAAACAGCUGACUAAGCCCUGAAUCCAAGGCUAACCAAGGGGAAAGCCGCAACACGAAGACAAGGAUGCCAAGCCUUUUGUGCCAUCCUAGACAUCCAUCAGUUGUCUAUAGACAUUAGUAAGAAGUAAGUGAUUUGUAGACAGUGUUGGGUUAUGCUGUGUCACAAGAGAUCUUAGUUGCCAAAAAUUAUAAAGGUGACCGUCUGAACAGCUGAUUAGACGCACAUAGCUGAAUUUGAUACAAGACAACAGGAUCUUAAGUCAUUGAAGUAGUGGAGAUAAAGAAAAGCCACAGACUACAAACAAGCCUGUUCUUUCACGGUCACCAGACGCCUACACCAAACCAGAGGCCGCCAUCAUGACGAAGGACCAGAGUGGAACCUGGGAAAUGGAGAGUAAUGAGAACUUCGAAGGCUAUAUGAAGGCCCUAGAUAUUGAUUUUGCCACCCGCAAGAUCGCAGUACGUCUGAGUCAGACGAAGAUCAUCACUCAGGAUGGUGAUAACUUCAAGACGAAAACCAACAGCACGUUCAGGAACUACGACCUGGAUUUUACUGUUGGGGUGGAGUUUGACGAACACACAAAGGGCCUAGAUGGCCGACAUGUCAAGACGCUGAUCACCUGGGAAGGUAACACUCUCGUGUGUGUGCAGAAAGGGGAGAAGGAGAACCGUGGCUGGAAGCAGUGGGUGGAGGGAGACAAGCUGUACCUGGAGCUGACCUGUGGUGACCAGGUGUGCAGACAAGUGUUCAAAAAGAAGUGAUGGCCGCGGGGGAAGCCUGGCACACAUACAGAGUUCUCUGCCAGCUUUGGAAAGCGGCGUGGGGACCCUCCUGUUCCUGACAGAGCCCACUUACGUCACCUGCCUAUGUUUAAACUGGAGUGUGUAAAGGAACCCACCCCACCUCCCACCUUGGAACCUGUUAUUAAAUGAAGAAACAAAAUGCCUCUCA
Molecule: messenger RNA, 968 nt
Organism: Peromyscus maniculatus bairdii (prairie deer mouse)
Lineage: Eukaryota; Metazoa; Chordata; Mammalia; Rodentia; Cricetidae
Gene: Rbp2
Product: retinol binding protein 2
Molecular function (GO): lipid binding
Source: RefSeq, a predicted model, not a curated record